Messenger RNA from Oncorhynchus masou masou (cherry salmon), 7236 nucleotides. RefSeq names its product TGF-beta receptor type-1-like. Gene Ontology annotation, molecular function: activin binding; transforming growth factor beta receptor activity, type I; SMAD binding. NCBI's taxonomy places the organism in Eukaryota, Metazoa, Chordata, Actinopteri, Salmoniformes, Salmonidae. The record is from RefSeq and is a predicted model, not a curated record. Gene Ontology annotation, cellular component: activin receptor complex; plasma membrane. The coding region runs from base 42 to 1547 and encodes 501 amino acids. Gene Ontology annotation, biological process: heart development; activin receptor signaling pathway; transforming growth factor beta receptor signaling pathway. The transcript has 9 exons.
GAAUACAGAAGUUGGUGAGAAAUUGCCCAGAGUAAUUUGUUAUGACAAUGGAUACAAUACGCUGUUAUUUCAUAUUUUUGGUCAUGUUUCUUGGAGCAGGAAUUCACAUAUCAAUCGCGUUGCAGUGCGACUGCCAGUGGUGUAGUAACAGUACCUGCUACACGGAUGGCCUGUGCUUUGUGUCCUUUGUCAAGUCGGGCAGUAAGAUGGUGGCACAGGGGAGCAGGUGUUUACUGGAAGCAGACCUCAUCCCUAAAGACAGGCCGUUCUUCUGCGCCCCUUCCAAGAAGGAGAACACCGGUGUUGUCCCUGUCUGCUGCAACAGAGACAUGUGUAACAAAGACCUCAACCCAGAAGACUACUCCGAGACAUUCCCCACAGCCCGUACCCCUCCACUGAGCCCAGUGACCCUGGCGGCCGUCAUCGCGGGGCCGGUGUGUAUGCUAUGUUUCGUGCUGCUGCUGGUGUUCUAUGUGUGCCACAGCCGCUCGAUUAUCCACCACCGCGUGCCCAACGAGGAAGACCCUGCCAUGGACCACCCCUUCCUGGCUGACGGCCAUACCCUCAAAAACCUCAUCUACGACAUGACCACCUCAGGCUCCGGAUCAGGUCUGCCCCUAUUGGUGCAGAGGACCAUAGCGAGGACCAUCAUCCUGCAGGAGAGCAUCGGAAAGGGGAGGUUCGGGGAGGUGUGGCGGGGCCGCUGGCGAGGAGAGGAGGUGGCCGUUAAGAUCUUCUCAUCCCGGGAGGAGCGCUCGUGGUUCCGUGAGGCCGAGAUCUACCAGACUGUCAUGCUUCGCCAUGAAAACAUCCUGGGCUUCAUUGCCGCUGACAACAAAGAUAACGGCACGUGGACCCAAUUGUGGCUGGUAUCAGAUUACCAUGAGCACGGCUCCCUUUUUGACUACCUGAACAGGUACACGGUGACAGUGGAGGGCAUGAUCAAGCUGUCCCUGUCCACCUCCAGCGGCCUUGCUCACCUGCACAUGGAGAUUGUUGGCACGCAAGGUAAACCUGCCAUCGCCCACCGCGACCUGAAGUCUAAGAACAUCCUGGUGAAGAAGAAUGGUACUUGCUGCAUCGCUGACCUGGGAUUGGCUGUCCGGCAUGACUCUGCCACUGACACCAUCGACAUCGCCCCCAAUCACAGAGUUGGAACCAAGAGGUACAUGGCCCCUGAAGUCCUGGAUGACUCCAUAAACAUGAAGCAUUUUGAGUCAUUCAAGCGGGCAGAUAUCUACGCCAUGGGCCUGGUGUUUUGGGAGAUCGCACGGAGAUGCUCAAUAGGAGGUAUCCAUGAGGACUACCAGCUGCCCUACUAUGACCUGGUCCAGCCAGACCCCUCGGUGGAGGAGAUGAGGAGGGUGGUGUGUGACCAGAAACUACGGGCCAACAUCCCCAACAGGUGGCAGAGCUGCGAGGUGCUGCGAGUGAUGGCUAAGAUCAUGAGGGAGUGUUGGUACUCCAACGGGGCGGCCCGCCUCACCGCGCUGCGCAUCAAGAAGUCCCUGUCCCAGCUCAGCCAGCAAGAGGGCAUCAAGAUGUAGACUAGAGGGUCAAGACUACCUGUCUGUCUGGACUUUCUUUCUGUCCCCAUCGCUAUGUGCUGUUCUCUUCGACAUCUCUUUCUCUGAAGAGGAAGGGAGGGGAUAGUACAAUUCAGGUGGGUGUGUGUACCUUUCAAUGUCUCAUUCCUUCAAGGCUGAUUGUAGAGAUUGCUUCUCUGCUCUUCUCUGUUCUCCUCUGAGAUUGCAUCAGGACAUGGGUGGAUUCUGGAUAACAUUCUAGACUCUGGAUGCAGAGACACAACCUCCUGUCCCUCCCGUUGUUUUGCCUGACUGUAUCCAUUCCUUCUUUCGUACCCCAUCCAAGAAACGCUGGACUUUAUUGGGACCUCCUGUAGGAAUUCCAUUGCAAAUAUUCUGAAUCAAAGAAAAUAUGCAUUGAAAGAAAUUCUAAAUUUUGAUAUACCUCUCUCUGAUCAUUUCUCAAAGCACCAAGGUCAGUGUAUAUUUAAGUGUUUUGUUUAAACAUGAUUAAGUGUUACUUAUAUGAAUUUCUUUAUUUCACUUAAUAUCUUUCACCUUAAAAUGUUUAUUUUACAGAUGCCAGAUCCAUAUUUUUUUAUGUGUUUUGUCAAGCAAAACAGAACAUGACCUCAUUAAGCUUUGUCAAAUAUGCAGUGAAAUAUGCAAUAUCUUGUUCAUUGCUAUGUAUAUAUGUUCCUUAAAGUGUAUACAGUGCAUUCAGACAGUUUUCAGACCCCUUGACUUAUUCCACAUUUGUUACGUUACAGCCGUAUUCUAAAAUUGAUUUAAUUAUUUUUUUCCCCACUGAUCAAUCUACACAAAGUACCCAUAAUGAAGAAGCUAUUUUUUGUAUGAAUGUUUGCAAAUGUAUAUAAAAAAAAACUUAGAUGGGGAGUGUUGCUGCACAUCUAUUUUCAGGUCUCUCCAGAAUUGUUUGAUCGGGUUCAAGUCCGGGCUCUGGCUGGGCCACUUAAGGAUAUUCACAGACUUUUCCCGAAGCCACUCCUGCAUUGUCUUGGCUCUGUGCUUAGGGUCCUUGUUCGGUUGGAAUGUGAACCUUCACCCCAGUUUGAGGUCCUGAGCACUCUGGAGCAUCAAGGAUUUUCAUCAAUGAUCUGUCUGUACUUUGCUCUGUUUAUCUUUACCUUGAUCGUGACAAGUCUCCCAGUCCCAGCCACUGAAAAACAUCCCCAGAGCAUGAUACUGCCACCACCAUGGUUCACUGUAGGGAUGGUGCCAGGUUUCCGCCAGAUGUGACGCAAUCUUGGUUUCAUCUGGCCACUCUACCAUAAAGGCCUGAUUUGGUGGAUUCCUGCAAAGAUAUCUAUCUUUUUUUACAAUUUAAAAGUUUACAACUUUUUUCUCCCCAAUGUCAUGGCAUCCAAUUGGUAGUUAGUCUUGUCUCAUCGCUGCAAUUCCCAUACAGACUCAGAAGAGGUGAAGGUUGAGUGCUGUACGUCCUCCGAAAAACAACCCAGCCAAGCUGCCCUUCUUCUUGACACAAUGCCCACUUAACCAGGAAGCCAGCCAAUAUGUCGGAGGAAACACCAUACACCUGGUGACCAUGUCAGCGUGCAUUGCGCCUGGCCCGCCACAGGAGUCGCUAGAGGGCUCAUGGGACAAGAACAUCCCUGCCAGUCAAACCCUUGCCUAACCCUGACGACGCUGGGCCAAUUGUGAGCCACCCCAUGGGUCUCCCGGUCGCGGCUGGCUGCGACAGAGCCUGGACUCGAACCAGGAUCUCUAGUGGCACAGCUAGCCUUAGACCACUGCACCACUCGGGAGCUCUGUCAGAGUGACGAUUGGGUUCUUGGCCACAUCCAUGACCAAGGCCCUUCUCUCCCGAUUGCUCAGUUUAGCCAGGUGGCCAGCUCUAGGAAGAGUAUUGUUGGUUGCAAACUUCUUUCAUUAUAAGAAUGAUGGACACCUUCAAUGCUGCAGACAUUUUUUUUACCCUUCCCCAGAUCUGUGACUCUACACAAUCCUGUCUCGGUGCUCUACGGACAAUUUCUUCAACCUCAUUUUUGCUCUGACGUGCACUGUCACCUUAUAUAGACAGGUGUGUUUCUUUCCAAAUCAUUUCCAAUCAAUUUAAUUUACUGCAGGUGGACUCCGUUCAAGUUGUAGAAACAUCUCAAUGAUGAUCAAUGGAAACAGGAUGCACCGGAGCUCAAUUUUCGACUCUCAUAGCAAAGGGUCUGAAUACUUAUGUAGGUAAGGUUUUUCUGUUUUCUAGUUUUAAUAAAUGUGCAAAACUUUCGAAAAAGCUGUGUUCACUUUGUUGUUAUGAGGUAUUAUGUGUAGAUUGAUUAGUGGAAAAUGUAUUUAAUCCAUUUUAAAAUAAGGCUGUAACGUAACAAGAUGUGGAAAAAGUCAAGGGGUCUGAAUACUUUCUGAAUUAACUGUAUAUGAGUGGUUGUAUAUGGGUGUACUCAAUUCCAAUGCAUUUGGUGUGUGUGUGUGUGUAUACAGGUGUACAUUCUGUAUGCAUGUGUACAUGCAGUACAUCUACGCUGUUAGAUAUACAUGUACCUCUAUUUUAUACAAACUGCUUUUUUGUUAUUUCAACCACAACCAGGAAGUUCUCUGAAUCAGUCAUCCAAUCAUACGUUAAUGUAGUAGUAGGAGGUUCUCUGAACAAAUGGCUCCUCCCACUGCCAUAGGAAAUGAUGCAGUGGAGAUCAGGGUCAUAUUCAUUAGGCACCAAACGGAAGGAAAUGGACUGAAACAGGGUGGGUCUACCUGGACUAAAUGUAUCUAAUAAGAUAAAUGUUUUUAAACAUUUUUGCUAAGGUGUGCACUAAUGAAUAAAACCCAGGGUUGCCAUUAGGCCUAAGCAACACCAUGAUACCUGUCACUCUUCUCAGCAGUAAUGCAUCCUGUACAGUUUAAGGGAAAGCAUUGAUGGAGCUACAUUAUGUAGGCUUUUUUUCCUGCAUACUUUUAUUGCUUUUAUGUCAAUGAGUUUUCACAUGGGCAUAACAUGGGCAUAACAUGGGCAUAACAUUUCAAACAAGAAUGUACAUUUGUAUAUCUUAGAGAUGUGUACAGCUCUACCUUGACAGUGAGAAUACCCCUUGAGACCUAUACAGGUCCUGUAGUUGAUCUUUCGUUGUUGGCAUGAAAGAAAAAACGAAAUGUUAAUUUAUUAGUUGGUAAUAUCCUUAUGCUUUUAAAUUUAUAUAUUUGAUCAUGUGACCUCACUUCUUAUCUCUCUAGGACAAAACCAAUAGGACAAAUAGGACAAAACACAGUAAACAGGAAUUUAAGCGAGUAAAGGAAAUUCUGUAGACAUUGUUUCGUAUCGCUUCAGCAGUAAGGAAUGCACUUUUGGGCAUUGUUGUCUUACAUGAUCAAAAAAAAUCCUAAUCCCAAAUAGGAGUAGACUACAGUACGAUGAAGAGAGUUCAGAUGGAUGCUCGUCAAUAAGUGCCAUAGCAUUUUGUUUGACGAGUAGUGUUAUUUUUUUAUAUAUAUUUUUUGACAUAGGCACAUGUAUUCAUAUCUGCUACUGUGUUGUGUUGGUUUUUGUCUUUCAGCACGUUUACAGCAUAACCUGCUUUAACCAACCAAAACAAACUUUAAAUGUUGUGCCAUACAUAGAAUGCAGAACUGGUCAACUGGGCAUCAUGUGGAUGAAAAACAAUAGAUUGUGUUUUUUGGUCACAUUCAUCAGACUUGAGGUGAAUAAUAUUGCUGCUAUAAUAUACUGUUUGUGUUGAACCAAAAAAGUAUUAUUAUUUUACAGUGGAACACAAGAUGCAACCGUUGUCAUUUACUCAUCAAAAAAUGUUACUUUCUACCGCAUUCUUCUGUCUCAAAUCACCAGCAGCCUUUCACUUUCUGAAGCAGCAUUUGACUUUUCUGAAGCUAGAAACAUCCAGGUACUCCUCUCAGCAACAUCAACCGCCUCUGAGUCCCUAGCAGCAGGACUCCACUAACUAUGGACUCCACUAACUAUGCUCACUAUCUGCUAGUGUAGUGUUCACCAGGAACCUUGUAGUUACACCCUACAAUGUCAAUGUUUUACGAUAUUUCCUUUCCCAAUUGUUAUAUAAUCUACAAAUGUGGUGUGUUGUUUGUCAUGUAUGGUGCUUUAUACCUGUAUACUGUACCAUUCCCCAUUUAGUUUAGUUUAACUAGUGUGUGUCACUGAAUUCCCCAUUCUGCCAGUGAUACAGUAUGUAGCCAUCAUUAUACAGGCAUGAUUACUGCUGUCACUGACCUGAACUCAAGCACUAAACGAGGAAGUGCCCCGCAGUUGUGUACUGAAUGAGAUGCUCUGAUUAGCAGAAGGGGAAAACGACCAGUGAGGCAGGCAGGCAGCAAGGCAUUCAUAUUUAGUAGUGGGCUUCUGACGCAACCGCAAAAUUGGAAAUUGAUAUUUAAGCUCUGCUCUGUAGUACAGAUUGUGAAACAGAAUUUAAAUAAUGUUUUGGGUAAGCAAGCCAUUGUGAAACGUACAGUAUUUGAUAAUUGGGAUCCAACCUGAAAGUUCUGUUGUGCAAAAUGACAAAAUCAGUCAUGCUAUCCUGUGUUUUACUUAGAGAAUUGUUCUUGUGUUAUAUGCUAGUGUUUUUCUUGCUGAUGCAGCCUUGUCUUGUGUGACUUAGUCAUAAGUCUGGGCAUACAGAUAAGAGCUGGGUGCAACCGCAGUAUGUGACAUCCCGUUUGUACUAUCUGCAAGAACUCCUCUGUGUGUAAACUUGCAGGAAGUAACAGACAAUGGUGGCAACGUCAGCUGUCUUAAUCUGCGCAGACAAGCUAAACGCCUCUUAUACACCAUGUUCCCCACCUCUGUUUGCACACAUCUGCUAACUGCAACAUAGACAAAGAGGAUGGACAUUUCUCUAAAAGCUGAGAGCCACUGUUCGUUGGGCUUUUAACUGCACUGUUGAGUGGAUUGUUGACCGCUCCAUUUUUGCAAAUCUUAUAAUUAAAUUCUUCAAACAACAAUUUUGUCUCUCUUCCCUUAUGGUUAGAAUUUCCACUACAGUUCCCUUGACAUCUUUGUCACAUGUUCUACAGUAGCUGUUAAGUGUCAAGUAGCUGCAGUAUGUGCUACUACAUGCUGGCUCCAGUACAAAAGAGCCUUCUUAUUUCUCCCAAUGCCUACUUUUCACUUAUCUAGAAUGUUAUAUGGAACCAUAUUCAAAGUCCACUAUAUGUGCUCCCAAGAUUCUGCUUGAAAGGGAGGAAAUGGAACAAUGUGAAGUUUUGGCUAAAAAGUAAAAACACAAUCGAAAAAUGUUAACUAUACCUCAACAGACCAAUGUUUUUUUCAAUUAUAAUUUACCUCAAUGUACAUAAUACUUUAUCUACCACGUUUUACAUUUAUUUUUAUGAAAUGUCUCGUAAAAAAAAGUAUAUUUCUUUAUUUGACUGUGGUAGUCGGUGUACUGUUUGUCCCAUAUGUGUAAGAAGUAAUCCUAUUGCCUGAACCAGAAUCUGAGAAUGUUUCAUCUUUAGAAUUCUGCAGAGUUUUAUAGAAAGGCAGUAUAUCUAUGAUUUGUGCCAAUUGUAUGAAGGAGGGUUAUGUUGCACCACUUCUGAGCUCUCCUCAAGAUACAGUAUGUUGUAUUUACCUUUUUACAAAGUUUUUAAAAGAAUGAGCGCUUGACAUAGGAAUUCAGAGGACACUGACUAUUAUUUCAAGAUCAUGUAUAGUGAAGUAAGAUGUUUUGUGAAUAAAUAUAUGCACAUUUUA